Messenger RNA from Magnolia sinica, 2595 nucleotides. RefSeq names its product APO protein 4, mitochondrial. The coding region runs from base 1117 to 2142 and encodes 341 amino acids. NCBI's taxonomy places the organism in Eukaryota, Viridiplantae, Streptophyta, Magnoliopsida, Magnoliales, Magnoliaceae. The record is from RefSeq and is a predicted model, not a curated record. The transcript has 7 exons. Gene Ontology annotation, molecular function: RNA binding.
GUAAGGGCCGCACCUAAUCUAAUCCACCCCCUGGUUAUUACUUCCAAGGACCGGACGACUGCCCCCACUUCACCUUUUCCUCUUCAUCUCAGUCUCCUUCCGGAAUCUGACACUUCGCUGGAGCCUGGAACUGGAAGAGAUUGAUCGGAUCGAUUUCCUCUUUCUGGCACUGGUUCAAACUUUUGACUGACGUAUUCAAAGCAAUCAAGGAACCUAAAGAUCAGAUCCAAACCAUUAGAUGACUAGUGAGAAAAAUCUAAGUACCCCUAGUGUCGGUGCGUCAGUCAGAUCUCCUCUUAUUGUGGAGGGAGACAUUGAAAAAAAGUUGAAACGACUUCGGGUUCAGUGAAAGAAAAAAAAGAUCAACGGUUGCACACAUGGUGGUAUAUGAAGAUGAUGGGAAUGUCGUACGCGAUAGACGCCCUUCGAUGGGGUGGUCAGUCCAUAUAUGACACCUCGCACAGAGGAAGAAGACAUUUUGGCUGACAAGUUGGUAAUUGUGAAUCCGUUAUGAAUGCUUAGCACUGAGGAAUUCAAAACGGCUAAGGCGGCCUACAAUGAGGGUGUUCAUUCUUAGAUGCAAUAUCUAUGAAUGGUGUAUGGGUCGAUGACCGGAAUGAUGUUGAGGUUCUACGGUAUUAUGGUGCCGGUGACCAUAAAAAUAGUGAUGAAAAUUUGAAGGAUAUUAGUGAUAAUGUCUUGAGUAUUAUUAGAGGAGAUUACUUCCAAAAGCGGAUGUGGAACUUCAAAUGUGUGAGUUUGUCAUUACACUUAUACUUGAUGCACUUGACUUAAUGUUACAAGUCGUGUUUUCUGUAGAGGUACUUAUAGUACUUCUUAUGUGUUUUGUAUGUAUAUUUUUCAAUCAAUGUCUGAAACCAACAUUGAAUUUUGUUCAUCGUACACUCCUAUGGAAGACGGGUUCGAUUGCUUGAUAACAUCCAAAUCAAAUGAAAUGGUUAUUACGACGAGGAAUAUAUUGGCUUCACAGAGGGUUUGAGAUGGUUGUUUAAUCUAUGUGACGGGGGGAAUGCUUACUGGAAAGUCGUCUGAAGUUUCAAAAUAGUAAACGGGAUCCCAAAACAGGCUGGUGGGAAUGAACAUGGGAUUUGCGUGAUGAAAUACAUCGACUUCUUAAGUAGUAUGGAGCUCGUUUCCAUGGCUUUGAGGCAGAGAAUUCAGCUUCAUCUUUGGGAAGAUUUUCAUAGUCGUCUUGUGCAUUCCAGAUUUUACAGUUUGAAUGUAGACUGGAAAAAGCUCCGGCCAAUGAUUCACAAAAGAAUUAAAAAUAGGGCCAAGGACUACCCUCUGAGGAACAUGGUUCCUGUUGCAUAUGAUCUCCUUAAUGCCAGAGAAGUUCUGAAGGAAGGCGUCUCUACUCUUAUCAACAUUAUCCCAAUCAAAGCGUGCAAGUUCUGCCCUGAAGUAUACAUCGGCGACACAGGCCAUCUGAUUCAAACCUGCCAUGGGUACCAGCGCAGAACAAAAAACCAGGUCCAUCGCUGGACUGAUGGCAGGUUGAAUGACAUCCUUGUCCCAGUCGAGGCUUUCCACCUCCACCACAUGUUCCAAGACAUCAUUAAACAUGAUCAGCGAUUCGACUUUGACCGCGUCCCAGCAGUCCUUGAGCUAUGUUGUCAAGCAGGGGCUGAGGUCCCUCAAGAAAUCCUAUACAGCUCCAGCCAUCACAGGUUGGAUGAGAGUAACGAUGGCGGGGCCCAUGCGGGCUGUUCAUCUCUGUUGCCACAGGAGCUCAAGUCGGUUGCGCAGACAACUCUGGAAGCAUGGGAGAGGCUGAGAUUGGGAGUCCAGAAGCUUUUGCUGGUUUAUCCUGCGAAGGUCUGUCAGUACUGUUCUGAAGUUCAUAUUGGACCAUCUGGACACAAGGCCCGCCUUUGUGGGGUGUUUAAGUUUGAGAGUUGGCGAGGCACACAUUUUUGGAAGAAGGCGGAGGUGGAUGAUUUGGUGCCUCAGAAGGUCGUGUGGCAUCGGCGGCCUCAGGACCCUCAAGUGCUAUUGGAUAAUGGGCGGGGUUUUUACGGGCAUGCGCCCGCAGUGGUGGAGUUGUGCUCACAGGCUGGAGCGACUGUGCCUAGUAAGUACUUCUGUAUGAUGAAAGUGAAUGGCUUACAUCCCUCAUGAGGAGUUUUUAAAUGGUAAAAGAUCAUGCGCAUGCAUUUUUAACCAUCCAAAGUUGGUGGGCGGGAAUUGGGAUGUUGAAUACAUAUUUCAAAAUGGGAAAUUUCAAAGUUCCUUUUGAAAACACAUACUGGACUCGCAUCCAUGGAUCUGGGGAUACUGGGAUGGGUUUUGACCUGUCAUCACUGUGCAUCGUGUACCUUGAACCUGUAGAAAAUACUACCUAUCAUUUGCAUUACUCUGAUGCAAUAACUGGUGUAAACCCAAAAAGUGGACUUUUACGCAUUUCUGAGAUAUGGAUUCUUUAGCAGGAAUUUGGGUUUUUGAUACAUUUCGCCAGUGACAGACUGACAGGUUUCUUGAGCAGGUGAGGCAUAUGGUUUUGGUUUUUAUCAGCUGUAUACUACAUUGUUUCUUCUUUUUUUGUUAGAUGUAUACUACAUUAUUCCUCCUCCU